GUGUUGUUUUUAGGUCAAAGGUCAAAGAACUGCCGAUGUUCUUGUUUUGUUUUGUAAGCUUGAGAAGUGGGUAACUUCAUCAUCAGUCAACCACGAUUAUGGGUACUUCAUGGAGGUAGAAAAUGACCUGUCUUAAUCUGUUGCUCAUCAAAACAACGAAAUGAACCAGAAUGGAUGCCUUUGAAUUGAUCCUUCCCAUCAUUUACCAUUGAAGUCUUGAAGACACAGCUGUUUGAUCAAGUAAUAUGUUCAGGCCACCAGUCGCUUUUCGGUCUCCUGGACGUCAGGGAUAUGCAGUACAGUUCUCCCCAUACCUCCCGCAAAGAUUGGCCGUAGCGGCAUCUCAGCAUUUUGGUAUCGCAGGUAAAGGAAGCUUGUUUGUUAUUGAUGUUUUACCAGCCGGUGCUGUACUGUUAAACAGUUACGAAUGGAGUGAAGGUCUGUUUGACCUAGCCUGGUCAGAGUCUAACAAGAAUGUCAUUUUAUGUGGCAGUGGGGAUGGAUCUAUUCAGAUAUGGGACACGACACAGGCACAGGGUCCAGUUAAAGCAUUUAAGGAACAUACCAAAGAGGUUAAUGGUGUAGAUUGGAGUCAGACAAGAGACGAAAAUCUUGUGGUUUCAGCUUCGUGGGAUAAAACAAUCAAACUGUGGGAUCCAAAUCACCACCAAUCUAUAGCGACAUUUAACGGACACCAACACAUAGUCUACAGCGCCAAGUGGUCUCCCUACGUACCUGGAUGCUUUGCUUCAGUCUCAGGGGAUCACACCGUGCGGCUAUGGGACGUGAGGAAGCCAGACGCAGCAAGAAUGGUUAUCCCAGCAGCCAACUGUGAGAUCAUCACAUGUGACUGGUGUAAAUAUGACCAGAAUCUACUUCUCAUUGGAUCAGUGGAUAGUAAGAUUAGAGGCUUAGAUCUGAGGAAUCCCAAAGCUCCACUCUUUCAGCUUGGUGGACAUACACAUGCAAUACGGAGAGUAAAGUGUUCUCCGCACAAGAAAACUGUUCUUGCUUCCUGUUCAUAUGACUUCACGGUGCGGACCUGGGACUUUGCUCAGCAAACCACGCCACUAGAAACCAUCGAACAUCAUACAGAGUUCGUCUGUGGCUUAGAUUUCAAUCUCCACAUCCCAGGCCAGCUUGCUGAUUGUGGAUGGGACGACAGAACAGUUGUAUUCAGCCCAAAGUCACUACUUGAAAAUCAACCCACCGGAGCUACUUGAUAUUGGACAACGAGGGCGAUCUUCGAACCUCUCUUGACAGGGUGUAAAACAAAGGAAAAUCUAAGUACCUUGCAGCUGCUGAUUUGUUGCAAUUAAAAGCAGUGGUAGCAGAAUGAGUCCUUUGCUACAACAUUGCCUCUGUUCAUCGUGUGUAACAUUAUUUGCUUAACAGUUAUCAUAAUUCCAAGUAAUAAACCUCAAGGGAAACUGAGUGGGUAAAUAUUUCCAGUCAGUUUCCCAUGUGGUUUAUGACUUGAUAUUUUAAACAAAAAAAUAUAUCCCUCUCAUUAAUCCCUCUGCUGCUGCUUCCCAAAAUAGGAAGACCUCCAUUAUUAGAGCUCGACAUGCUCAGUUGGUAGAACUGGGCAUGACCACGGCAUUGGAGGUUCAAGUCCCACUCUGAUGAUUAAUUUUUCUUUGUUCUACCUAAAUUAAUUGUUAUUUGAUUGAGCUUUUCACAAAAGUGGUUUAUCGUGCAUUAUUUGUGAUUAUCAGAAUUCAUAGUCUGGAUGUAUGUAUUCAGUGCUUUAUUUGCUAAUAAAUGAAGUCUAGGUACCAGUCUUAUCAGUAUUUUAAUGCCCUUUUGGUACUUUUGCCGCCAAGAUCUUACUGUUUCUGUAUAAAUUAAAAUUGGCAUUUCUUAUUUUAUAUAGCAACGCGUUUAAUUUUAAUUUUAUUGCCAAGUGUGUGAAUUAAGUUUAUAUUUAAUCUUUACAAAGAAAUGAAGUUUCAAUAAAGUACAGCAAAUCUUCAUUUUAUGAGCAAGGUUGUAAUCAUAAACAUACACACAAAUCCAUCAGCCUCCUGCCCAGUGAUCUCUCCUCGCAAUUUUUUCUUCUUACUAAUGCACCAGAACUAAACAACACACACGGUAACUCGUGUCAACUCUAGGUUAAACCAGUGGGACAAACCUGGAAAACCUUAGAAGUCAUUGAGGUUACCAGGAGUUCCCACCUGGGGUGGACUGCUCAAAGAGUUAAAGACACUGGACACUAUUGGUAGUUGUCAAAGACCAGUCUUUUCACUUGGUGUAUCUCAACAUAUACA
This is a messenger RNA of Asterias rubens (European starfish), 2270 nucleotides long. Its product is annotated as peroxisomal targeting signal 2 receptor-like. The record is from RefSeq and is a predicted model, not a curated record. Gene Ontology annotation, molecular function: protein binding. Gene Ontology annotation, biological process: protein import into peroxisome matrix. Gene Ontology annotation, cellular component: peroxisomal matrix; cytosol. The coding region runs from base 246 to 1223 and encodes 325 amino acids. Lineage: Eukaryota; Metazoa; Echinodermata; Asteroidea; Forcipulatida; Asteriidae. The transcript is spliced from 11 exons.